Molecule: messenger RNA, 1206 nt
Organism: Aegilops tauschii subsp. strangulata
Lineage: Eukaryota; Viridiplantae; Streptophyta; Magnoliopsida; Poales; Poaceae
Source: RefSeq, a predicted model, not a curated record
AUGGCAAUGGUGAGGCGUUCACUCCAAAAAAAAAUUGCGACACUGCCGCACUGCCAUACAUUAUAUGAGCAUACCCUUACUAAUUUGAAAUCUCUGAAUAUAUCACAUGCUUCCUUUAUUGUUUUCUCAAUUAACGUAAAAAACAAUGUUAGGACCAUUGAUUGCUCACAUGGCUGCCGUUGCGAUUCGAGCAGCAUGCUGCAGUUCAUUGAUGUCAGAAUUGCUGGCUAUCGGCAUGCUCAAGCUGCAUGUGCCAAGAUAUUUGGUUUUUUCGCAGCACGGGAUGGGGUUGAACCUUUGCGCAACUAUGUCUACAGGCGUGGGAUUGACAAUUAUGAAGCUCUAAAUGUGAAGCGGGAUACGGGCAUUGCACAUUUAUCUCUAACUUGCCAUGCUCGAUGUAUUUGCAUGAUAUGUCGUGUCUUGUUCGAAUUCAAACUUUGUGUAUGGACUGAUGACGAACCAGAAGAUGAGCCAAAACAUGACAUUCUGAUUGAAGGGUGUACCGAGUUUGCGAACAUGUUCAAAACAGAACCAUUCAUUGAAUUCCGGCGUCUGUAUGGGGAGAAGUGUGGAUUUGAUAUGAAGUUUCUGGUGUUGGAAAAUGUAGUCCAAGCAAAGGUUGAUGUUGAGAUACUUCGUUCUGCGGUCGAUGGCCUUAAUCUGAAUCUUCAUGCGAAGACUAGUGACUUCAGAGAUGUGAUCCGCCUCUUUUCUGGAGUUUCAGAAUCAGGUUGCAGAAUGAGUUCGGCCAUCAGAGUGAUGAGACACAGUUAUCUUAAUUUUUGUAUUGAAGGAUCCCCGAAAGCUGGUGUUUUUUCUCAAGAGCUGCCAUGUUGUAUGUGGGAAGGUCGAUUUGGUUCACGGUAUCAUGGAACAGUGCAUGAAGUGGUGCAUCUUGAUGAUUCCACAAAAAUUUCUGUCAAUGUUAAGAGUUGACGCGGCUUGGAAACUGAAGACGGGAAGAAUUUGUCAUUUAUUAUGAGUAUGCUCCUCAUGUCAUUAGCACCGAGUUCUGCUUACAAUAUUUUAUUUUAUGUUCCAUCAACAUUAAAUAUUUUGUGCAUCAUGUGAGGAAGAACAAUACAGACAGUAGCAAAACGCAUACAUACAGCAUGUGGAAAAGAGAAAAUUCAAGCAAACACACAAACUGAUUGCAGAAUAUUAGUCUUACUGACAUGGAUCAACCGUGUAGACAAUACUUAG